This is a messenger RNA of Pristis pectinata (smalltooth sawfish), 1317 nucleotides long. Its product is annotated as serine/threonine-protein kinase MRCK alpha-like. The coding region runs from base 1 to 1317 and encodes 438 amino acids. The record is from RefSeq and is a predicted model, not a curated record. Lineage: Eukaryota; Metazoa; Chordata; Chondrichthyes; Rhinopristiformes; Pristidae. Gene Ontology annotation, cellular component: cytoskeleton; cytoplasm. Gene Ontology annotation, biological process: peptidyl-threonine phosphorylation; actomyosin structure organization. The transcript has 11 exons. Gene Ontology annotation, molecular function: ATP binding; protein serine/threonine kinase activity.
AUGUUGGCAGAAGUCAGGCUGAGGGAGUUGGAGACGUUGAUUGUUACGGGAAGGUUACUCAGUGUCGAGGGGCUCCUGGAUGUCUUGGUUUGUGUGUACGAGGAGCUGAGCCGGUCGGCUCUCAGGGAGCAGAAGCACAUCUUGGACUUCCUUGCGUGGGCUGGUCCGAUCGUGAGGGAGGUGAAGGAUCUGCAACUGCAGAGGAACGACUUUGACAUCCUGAAAGUCAUCGGCAGAGGAGCCUUCAGCGAGAUUGCGGUGGUGAGGUUGAAGCUCACGGACAGAGUGUAUGCAAUGAAGAGAAUGAACAAGUGGGACAUGUUGAAACGAGAGGAGACUGCCCGAUUCCGUGAGGAGCGCCAGGUUCUGGUCAACGGGGACAGUCGAUGGAUCACCAAGCUCCACUUUGCCUUUCAGGAUGAGGAUCACCUGUAUUUCAUCAUGGAUUACUACGCGGGAGGAGAUUUCCUGACGUUACUGAGCCGGUUCGGUGAUCGAUUUCCAGAAGACAUGGCACGGUUUUACCUCGCGGAGCUCGCGCUGGCCAUUAGCUCUGUGCACGAUCUUGGCUACGUACACAGGGACGUGAAGCCUGAUAAUAUCCUGCUGGACGUGAGUGGCCACAUCAGGCUGGCCGACUUUGGCUCCUGCCUGCAACUGAACGAGGACGGCUACGUGCAGUCGGCUGUGGCAGUCGGAACCCCUGACUACAUCUCCCCGGAAAUCCUGCAGGCUCUGGAGGACACCUCGGCAAUGUACGGCGCAGAGAGCGACUGGUGGUCCUUUGGGGUCUGUGCUUAUGAGAUGCUUUUUGGACAGACACCCUUCUACGAUGAUACUCUGGCGGGCACUUACAGGAAGAUCCUCAAUCACAGAGAGACCUUUCAUUUCCCGGAGUCAGAGUCGGACGUGACGGACGAGGCGAGGAAUUUCAUCCGGGAAUUGGUUUGCAGCAGAGAGGAGCGGCUGGGACGGAACGGAGUGGAGGACUUGAAGCAGCACCCCUUCUUCAGCGGCAUUGCGUGGGACCUUCUGGGUCAGUGCGAGCCUCCCUUCCUCCCCGAUGUCACUGAUCCCACAGACACCUCAAACUUCGACGUGGAGGAUGAUACCUUCAGUGCUCCUGAGACUUUGUGUCCCGUUGCCAACAGCAGUCUUCCUGGAAUCCACCUUCCGUUUGUGGGAUUCACCUUCUCCGGCGUCAGGCAGAGUGACGCGGCUGAGGUUGUGAAGGGGCCAGGCUCAUCGACGGAGGAAGCGAAACGUGCCACAGGUGGGAGCAGGGAGCUGGUCUCAAACGCAGAGGUUCAAGCAUAG